Molecule: messenger RNA, 1023 nt
Organism: Cokeromyces recurvatus
Lineage: Eukaryota; Fungi; Mucoromycota; Mucoromycetes; Mucorales; Mucoraceae
Exons: 1
Coding region: 1-1023 (340 amino acids)
Cellular component (GO): U5 snRNP
Source: RefSeq, a predicted model, not a curated record
AUGUCUGGUUUAAAAAGAACUUUUGAUAUAAAAGGAGAACCUUCUUCUUCAAAACGUGUUCGGUUUGAUAAAAGAACAAAAUCAUCCUCUUCUGCAGAUGAUACCGAAUUUGAAUUUAAUCAUGAAGAUGAACUUGAAGAAAGAAAGAAACGACGUGGUGCUGUUAAUUUUGAUGUCUAUGAUAGUGAUGACGAAGAAGUAGGAGGUGGUAUAUAUAGCAGUAGUGACUCCGAUGAUGAGAAAGAAAAAGAAGAGUCAACAACAAAGAUACCUUCUGGUGAAGAUUUUGAUAUGUUUGGUGCAACAGAGAGUUCUAAUGAUGGCAAAGGGAAAGCAACGAAUAAAAGGGCAAAGCAAGAAAUUGAAGGACAAGAAUUUGAUUCUUAUGAUCGUGAUGCUAUAGAUGAUGAUGAUGACGACGACGAUGAUAUUGAAAAUGGGCAACCAAAGGGACCCAAGAUUACAGCCUUUAAUAUGAAAGAAGAGUUAGAAGAAGGUAGUGUGGAUGAGAACGGUAAUUAUGUACGCAAUAAAGUAGAUCCUCAAGCAUUUCAUGAUAAAUGGAUGGAAGGUAUUUCACGUAAAGAUAUGAAUAAAGCAAAGGAAGCACACGAAAGACGUGAACGUGAAGAAGCACUUAAAGAAGCAGAACGUCAAGCAACGAUCCCUCAAACGAAAACAGAUGUGUACCGUGCAUUAGUGGAAUAUUUAAAACCAGGACAAAGUGUUCAAGAAGCUUUAACAUCUUUAGCCAAUUCAUUGCCAAAAAAACUACCUGCUUGGAAACAAAAGAUGCUUGAAAAAAAGAAUAAAAAUAAGAAAGCAAAGGAUACAGAGCCUCAGUUGACAGAGGAUGAAGAGAGUUCAAGACGUAAAAAAGUAGAAGCUAUUACUGGAUUAGCGGAUCAAAUGAUGGCUUUAGGCCAUUUUAAUAUUUAUGAUGAUACAUUUGAAAUGAUGGUACGUUAUUUAAGAAGAGAAGGUAGUGUAGCUCAAGAUUGGUUGCCAGACACAACAAAAUAA